Molecule: messenger RNA, 2436 nt
Organism: Vigna umbellata (rice bean)
Lineage: Eukaryota; Viridiplantae; Streptophyta; Magnoliopsida; Fabales; Fabaceae
Product: linoleate 13S-lipoxygenase 3-1, chloroplastic-like
Biological process (GO): lipid oxidation
Molecular function (GO): oxidoreductase activity, acting on single donors with incorporation of molecular oxygen, incorporation of two atoms of oxygen; metal ion binding; protein binding
Source: RefSeq, a predicted model, not a curated record
GUAACUAUCAAGAACAGUAAGGAGAUGAUGCUGCCCACCAUGCAUCAGCAAAGAGGAAUUGUCUUCCAGCUAGUUAGCACCGAAAUUCAACCCCGAACGCUGGAGACAAAACUGAGCAACCCAGUUGAAUUAGAGUUUUUGAAACAGUUUAAGGUGGGAGCGGAGAGUUCCACAUACAAGGUAGAAUUUGAGAUAGAUUCAGAUUUUGGCUUCCCCGGAGCUAUCACUGUCACAAACAAAUACGACAAAGAGAUCUUUCUGGAAGGUUUUUCCAUUGACGGUGUUGUGGAUAUUGUCUGCAAUUCUUGGGUUCAACCUGAGAAGAUUCAUCCAGAGGACAGAGUUUUCUUCAGCAACAAGGCAUACUUACCAUGCUACACACCAGCGGGUCUGAAAGAGCUAAGAAAGGAGGAACUACGACUGCUGAGAGGAAAUGGAAAAGGUGUAAGAAAGAGGUGUGAAAGAGUGUAUGAUUAUGAUGUGUACAAUGAUUUGGGAAAUCCAGACAAAGGAAGAGAAAACAUGAGGCCAAUACUAGGGACAACGGAGUACCCUAGUCCCAGAAGGUGCAGAACCGGUCGUCCUCCAUCCAUAACCGACAAGAAAUGCGAGUCAUGUGUAAAUCCAUCCGGGGAAACUUACGUGCCAAGAGAUGAAGUGUUUGAAGGUAUGAGAAAGAAAGCUCUUGAUGUGGAAAAGUUGAAAGGGACAACGAGAAAUUUGAUUCCUUUCAUAAGAACUUGUAUUACCAAGUGUGGAGAUUUCAAGCAACUUUCAGAUGUUCAACAAAUAUACAAGAGAAAGCACAUCCAUAAAAUGAAACCCGAGAACGUAGCUUCAACGAGAUGGUCUCUACUUAUGAAUAUGAGCAGGAUCAGAAACAAUGUGGAAGAGCAUUUUAAAUUUAACACUCCACGUAUUAUCAAUGGUGCGAGUGGUUGGUGCAUGAAAGAUGAAGAACUUGGUCGUCAAGCAUUGGCUGGCAUCAACCCUCUAAGCAUAAAAAGACUUGAGGCUUUUCCACCCCUCAGUGAUCUGGAUCCUUCGAUAUACGGUCCACAAAAAUCUGCCCUAAAAGAAGAGCACAUAAUAAGCCAUUUGGAUGGAAUGUCAGUACAAAAGGCAAUAGCAGAAAAGAAGCUGUUCAUAUUGGAUUAUCAUGAUGUCUAUAUCCCAUUUCUGAAUGGCAUGAAUGUUCAGGAAGACAGAAAAGCAUAUGCAACUCGUACCAUCUUGUUUCUGACACCACUUGGAACAUUAAAGCCUAUUGCUAUCGAGUUGAGUCUUCCAGAGGGGGAAUCAUCCAAACAGGUCCUUACUCCUCCAAUGGAUGCCACCUCUCAUUGGUUGUGGCAAAUAGCCAAGGCACAUGUUUGCUCCAACGACGCCGGUGUUCACCAACUUGUCCAUCAUUGGUUGAGGACCCACGCAUGCAUGGAGCCUUUCAUUAUAGCAACUCAUCGCCAACUGAGUGUUAUGCACCCAAUUUUCAAGCUUCUAAAGCCACAUUUGAAACACACAUUGCAAAUAAAUGGAUUGGCUCGUGAGGCUCUCAUCAACGAAGGAGGCAUCAUUGAAUCUUUCUUUUCUCCUGGCAAAUACAGCACUCAGAUAAUCUCAGCUGCGUACAAAGAUUGGCGUUUUGACAUGGAAGCUCUUCCUGCUGACCUAAUCAGAAGGGGAGUAGCAGAACCAGAUCCAACACAACCCCAUGGGCUAAGGCUGCUCAUCGAAGACUACCCUUAUGCAAAUGAUGGACUUCUUAUGUGGUUUGCCCUGGAGAACUUUGUGAGGACUUAUGUUAACUACUAUUAUCGAGAUGGGAAGAUGGUUGAGUCAGACAACGAACUACAAGCAUGGUAUAGUGAGGUGAUCAAUGUUGGGCAUGCUGAUCAUGCAAAUGCAAGUUGGUGGUGGACACUAUCCACUCCUAGUGAUCUAACUUCAAUACUCACCACAUUCAUAUGGGUUGUUUCGGUUCAGCAUGCUGCAGUGAACUUUGGGCAAUACCCUCUGGGAGGGUAUGUUCCAAUGCGGUCCCCACACAUGAAGAAGUUGUUACCCCGAGAAGGGAAUCCGGAGUACAAAGAAUUUAUGGAUGACCCAGAAGGAUACUUGUUGUCUUGUUUACCAAAUUUGUUUGAAACCACCAAGUUUCUGUCAGUGGUUAACAUACUUUCUCAGCAUUCACCGGAUGAAGAAUACAUAGGACAGAGGAAAGACUUGUCGGAAUGGGCUGGUGAGCCUGAAAUCGUGGAAGCUUUCUACAAGUUUUCAAUGGAUGUAAAGAGAGUAGAAAAGGAGAUUGAGAAGAGAAAUAAAGACUCAAAACGUAGAAAUAGAUGUGGUGCUGGAAUUCCACCCUAUGAUUUGCUCAUUGCCUCCUCUGAUCCUGGAGUUACUUGUAGAGGGGUUCCCAAUAGCAUAACCAUAUAG